AUUUAUUUCUCUGUUCAGGACAUUCAAUGGAAAUAAAAUCCUCUCAGGAAAUACAUAUAUAAUCAAAUAUGUUAUGAAGUACCUUUCUCUCAUUAAUUACCCGGAUUUUAGUAUAUGGCAUACUUAUAGUUUAAAAGUGACGAAAGUAGAGUUUUAAGACGUUAUAUAAAUGAUUUUAGAAACAAGCAAACUCUUUAUUAUGAAAAAUGCGCAAAUGGUUUGUUAUUGUCAUUUUUUGUAUUGAAUUUCUGAUAUGGUCAUCUUAUGCAUUUAUCCCAUGCUUAGCAGAGGAAGUAUCUACCAGUCUUCAAACUUUAAGCAAUGAUGAAGUGUGUAAAGUGUGGGACCAAGCACAGGACAGGUGUUUAGAAUGUAAAGAUGGAUUUCAAGAUUUAGAUGAGAACUGUCGUCGACCUUGUCGCUAUCCUAGCUAUGGGAAGGAUUGUCAGAGCCAUUGCAACUGUGCAGAACUAAACUGCGAUUUCAAAAGGGGGUGUGAAGGCAUGUACAUUGAUUUAAAUGUUGAGCAAUGUACAGUAUAAAUUGCGAAAUCCGGUUACAUAGAAAUUGGAAAG
Molecule: messenger RNA, 575 nt
Organism: Saccostrea cuccullata (small rock oyster)
Lineage: Eukaryota; Metazoa; Mollusca; Bivalvia; Ostreida; Ostreidae
Exons: 3
Coding region: 207-542 (111 amino acids)
Source: RefSeq, a predicted model, not a curated record